Messenger RNA from Penicillium salamii, 780 nucleotides. NCBI's taxonomy places the organism in Eukaryota, Fungi, Ascomycota, Eurotiomycetes, Eurotiales, Aspergillaceae. The record is from the annotation of a GenBank genome assembly.
AUGAAAGUGACCGGGGUACUCUUGGCCAGCUUGGCCUCCUGCGCCGCAGCAUAUCCAUCUCGGGCGCAGAGCUCUAAGCCCCCUUUCUUUGUGUUGGCAGGUGACAGCACCACUGCCGUCCAAUCCGCAGGGGGUGGAGGUUGGGGUGAUGGGUUUCUCAACACAACUCUGUUCAACGGAGCAUCUGGUCGCAACCUAGGGCACAAUGGCGCAACCACUGUUAGCUUCCGCACGGGGGGUGACUGGGCCGAGGUCUUGGCUACAGUGAAAAAGUCCAAAGAUGCCUAUCGCCCCUUCGUGACAAUCCAAUUUGGACAUAACGACCAAAAGCCAGCAGCCAAUAUCUCAUUGUCGCAAUACACCAAGAAUCUCGAGGGACUUGUCAAAGAGGUCUUGGAUGCUGGUGCGACUCCGAUUCUGGUUACACCUCUGUCUCGACGAGGUUAUGAGACCCCAUCUGGCACCCCGCGCAUCGUACAGAACCUUGCCAACGAAACCGCGGCUACGAUACAGGCUGCUCAUUCGAUGGAUGUGAAGGUCAUUGACUUGAACAAAGCGAGUACUGAUUACCUCAAUGCAAUCGGGCCAGACAAUGCUUAUACUUACAACUUGAACCCUACCGACUACACCCAUUUGAAUGGACCUGGGAGUGUUGUAUUUGGGGGAAUUGUGGCCGAUCUGAUCAUUCAAGUAGAAUCUGAUUUGGCAAAGGACGGAUACCUGAAGGUUGAUAAGACACUCAAGAAGGACGUCAAUGAAGGGGUUUACUACUGGCCUUGA